Messenger RNA from Lasiosphaeria miniovina, 1138 nucleotides. RefSeq lists its product as uncharacterized. The transcript has a single exon. NCBI's taxonomy places the organism in Eukaryota, Fungi, Ascomycota, Sordariomycetes, Sordariales, Lasiosphaeriaceae. The record is from RefSeq and is a predicted model, not a curated record. The coding region runs from base 303 to 1001 and encodes 232 amino acids.
GCCUAUGUGCGCUGUACGCGUAUGUGUGACUAAAGAGGUAAGACAAGCGGGAAAGCAACAGGUAUAGCCAACGGACAAAAAGCCGGGUCGGUGUGAGUCGAGAUUUUGAUGGCGGGCGUACUACCCAACCCACCCACCUUGAUCGCCCGCUGGGAAGGGAGGCUCGGGCUUAGGGCUUACGUCCCAAAACUACCGUCCGAUGUCGAGCGUGACGCAAGGGCCAACGACAUCGCACCACAUCGCACCAUAGUACCUGCUCAACGAGACAAGAAGCCAACCACGGGUGGACAGAGAUAUGAGCGAUGCUAGUGAUAAUAACGACAACGAUGAUUGACGGACGGACAGGGAGCAUGCAUGGCAAUAGCGGUGGUGACACAGACCAUGAUUGCCAGCAGCCAGUGAAUCAAUUCCUCUCGCCGAUCCCGGGGACAAGGACAUGGGCAGCGAAAGACAGCGCGAGCGUGCCGGUCCCCGGAUACCGAGAAGGCAAGGGAGGUUUGGCAUUGGCAACUUGGCUCAACCUAGGUGCCAAGUGGGAGCGAGUCGAAUGGACUCUUCUUUUAGUGCCACGGCUGAAACCCAAGUCCCGUGGGAAGAUACUGCAGGCACGCAGCGCAGGCAGGCACCUACCAGUGCUGCACCGCAUGGCCGGGCUUGCGUCAGUCUGCCCUGUCUCUUUGACAUAUCUGUCCGUUUUUCUGACCGUCUGUCGGAGGCAGGUGGGACCUACUUGCAACACUAGGCUAGAAGGAGGGGGUGUUGUGAGGGAGAGGCAUGGAAAACAUGGAAAACAUGGCAAAGAUGAAGUAAUGGAUGGGUGCUUGGAUGAAUGCAGUAAGCCGGACAGGCCGCCGGUUCCUGACCGCCCCGUCGACCUGCAGAGCGUGGAAUCCCUGAGCGGCCAUUGGCCCGUUGCCCUGCAAGGCGGGAGGAUCGUUCACCGGCCGAUCGGUCAAGGUGCCUGCCUCAUGGCAUCUUUUUUCUCGGGUUUGGUGUGGUGAGGGCUGUGAGGGCUGUGCGGCUUGGGAUGAGAGAGACGGGUGGGGGUGCUGAGUGAGGGCGUGACAAAGAGGCUCAGCACUAGGGCAGGCAGCACGAGGAUGGGAUGACCUCGAGAGUCAAAAAAAAACAAGAGACU